This is a messenger RNA of Solenopsis invicta (red fire ant), 1301 nucleotides long. RefSeq names its product cell cycle checkpoint protein RAD1. Gene Ontology annotation, cellular component: nucleus; checkpoint clamp complex. The coding region runs from base 385 to 1203 and encodes 272 amino acids. The record is from RefSeq and is a predicted model, not a curated record. Gene Ontology annotation, molecular function: 3'-5' exonuclease activity. Gene Ontology annotation, biological process: DNA damage checkpoint signaling; DNA repair. The transcript has 6 exons. Lineage: Eukaryota; Metazoa; Arthropoda; Insecta; Hymenoptera; Formicidae.
UUUCUGAUCAAAAUCUAUUGAAAUUAUACAAGCUAUUCGAUGGGACAUUUGAAAGAGCUUUAGAUUUAUACGAGAAGCGACGAGUGACACAAAUUUCCACGUCUAAUGCAAUUAUAACAGAGCCAUGCAAGAGUGCUAACGAGGCUAGCUGGUUGAUGCAAGUUAAAGGGCAUUCUGGGGCAUUGUACACACUUUUUCCAGAAGUAAAUUAUUGUACAUGCGCCGCUUUCAGACAUCAGGUUUUAACAGAUCGAUCUGCUUUCACUUGUAAGCACGUUUUGGCAGCUUGGCUGACCAGUGUUGACAACGAGAAGUUGUUGCAUCAACAACUAACGCAAAAGCAGUUUAAUAAUUUAUUGCUAUACCAGGUUUCAAAUAAACAAGAUGGCCUCUAACAUGGAAGACUACAUGUUGGUCGCAAAAAUAGGAUUGACAAAUCUAAAGAUUGUAAUACAGUUAUUAAAAGCUAUCAAUUUUAAAGAGUUAGCUACUUGCCUUGGUAGUGAAAAUGGAUUGAAAAUCACAGUCGAAGAUGCAAAAUGUAUGCAGGCCAGUGCAUAUAUUUCAUCUGCAGUUUUCGAAGAGUUCAAAUUGAAAGAGGACGUGACGUUUUCAUUAAGCUUAAACAUAUUGGUGGAGUGCCUCUGUAUGUUCUGGCCCACCGUACAAGAAGAUUCCGUCGCGGUGCAAAUAUUUUACAAAGGCACAGGUUAUCCCGUAAGCGUUAUUAUCGAAGAAGACGGGAUCAUAACGGACUGCUCAUUAAAAACUUUAGAAGUAGACACAUUGUUAGAUUUUCAUCUUGAACCGGAAAAUGUCGUUAAUAAAGUAGUAUUACAAACAGAAUUAUUGAAGGAUGUCAUGGCUGAAUUAGAUCCAACUAGCGAACUAGUCGAGUUGCGUUUAUCGCCGGAAGAGCCCUUCUUCAGAAUUAGCACGGAGGGUCUAGGCGGCAUUUGUCACAUCGACUUGCCGCACGAUAGCGAUUUAAUAGACACUUUUCAUUGUACAUCAACGGCGAUAAGCAAUUUUAAAUUGGCGCAUAUUAAACCGGCGAUGAAAGCGUUAUCGUGCGCUAACAAGGUUUCUAUAAGAACCAAUAACGCCGGCCUGUUAGGUUUUCAGUAUAUGAUCAAAACCGAAAGCGGCCAUACCUGUUACAUGGAAUAUUAUAUUUCUCCAUUAAUCGAUAUGGAAGAUUAAAUAUUGAUUAAACAGUGACGAUACGGACGUAUAAAGUUAGAAAUAGAUGGCCUAUGUAUAAAAAUUACUUUAAUAAAUAUCUAAAUAUAUUUUGUAUA